AUGGAAGCAGGACUGGGACUCAACUAUUCCUUGGUGGAUGAUGAAAACUGGACUUUGCCCAAUGUGUCUAGAGAAACCACCAUAACCCGGAGCAACAUCACAUACGUUGGAUUUUACCUGCAUCAGCCUUCAGUAGCUGCUAUCUUCAUCAUGUCUUACCUGCUUAUAUUUCUGGUCUGCAUGGUUGGCAAUGGAGUGGUGUGCUUCAUCGUUUUAAGGAGCAAAAACAUGCGGACCGUCACCAACUUGUUUAUUUUAAACCUGGCUGUUAGCGACCUACUUGUUGGAAUUUUUUGCAUGCCAACAACUCUUCUUGACAACAUCAUUACAGGUUGGCCAUUUGGAAGCAUGGUGUGCAAAAUGAGCGGUAUGGUCCAGGGCAUAUCUGUCUCUGCCUCUGUUUUCACCCUGGUUGCUAUUGCAGUUGACAGAUUCAGAUGCAUUGUUUACCCCUUCAAGCAAAAACUGACAAUAUCAACUGCCACACUCAUCAUUGUAAUUAUCUGGGUACUGGCCAUAUCAAUUAUGUGCCCUUCUGGAGUCAUGCUUCAAGUAACCAAAGAGCAAACCGUUCGUGUGUUUCUUGGGGAUGGCAAUAGGACAAGUCCUUUCUACUGGUGUCGAGAAAACUGGCCCAAUCAAGAUAUGAGAAAGAUCUACACCACUGUUCUUUUUGCCAACAUUUAUUUGGCUCCUCUUUCCCUCAUAGUAAUCAUGUAUGCGAGAAUUGGGAUAACACUGUUCAAAACUGCUAUGCCAGUGGGUGGUAAACCUGGCCCAGACAACCGUCACACUGUCUCUAAAAAGAAACAGAGAGUCAUCAAAAUGCUACUAAUUGUGGCCUUGCUCUUCAUUUUGUCCUGGUUGCCUUUGUGGACUCUGAUGAUGCUUACUGAUUAUGCCAGACUUACUGAGCACCAGUAUAGGCUGAUCAACAUCUACAUCUAUCCUUUCGCCCACUGGUUAGCAUUCUUCAACAGUAGUGUCAACCCCAUAAUUUACGGUUUCUUUAAUGAGAAUUUUCGCCGUGGUUUUCAAGCAGUUUUCAAGUUCAGAUUGUGCUCAGUGGGUGGCAAUCAGCGAAAGACCUACUCACAUAGGAUGCAGAGUAAUUCUGUGUUGCCUGCUAACCUUCAGCCCUCUACUGAGCCAAUCUCCUUGAACAGUGUAGACAACCCCAGCUUUCGUAGUAGGCUAAACCAUGUGAAUGAGCAAGACUUGGUCAUGGAGGACCUAGAAAAGGUAUCUGAAAGCAGUAUGGAUGGGGCUUCUCUCUAA
This is a messenger RNA of Trichomycterus rosablanca, 1278 nucleotides long. RefSeq names its product neuropeptide FF receptor 2a (gene npffr2a). The transcript is spliced from 3 exons. Gene Ontology annotation, biological process: regulation of adenylate cyclase activity; cellular response to hormone stimulus; G protein-coupled receptor signaling pathway. The record is from RefSeq and is a predicted model, not a curated record. Gene Ontology annotation, molecular function: neuropeptide receptor activity; peptide binding; opioid receptor binding. NCBI's taxonomy places the organism in Eukaryota, Metazoa, Chordata, Actinopteri, Siluriformes, Trichomycteridae. Gene Ontology annotation, cellular component: plasma membrane. The coding region runs from base 1 to 1278 and encodes 425 amino acids.